This is a messenger RNA of Gorilla gorilla gorilla (western lowland gorilla), 1932 nucleotides long. RefSeq lists its product as uncharacterized. The transcript is spliced from 7 exons. The coding region runs from base 1298 to 1813 and encodes 171 amino acids. Lineage: Eukaryota; Metazoa; Chordata; Mammalia; Primates; Hominidae. The record is from RefSeq and is a predicted model, not a curated record.
GAGCAGGACACAAGCGUUUGUGCUGAUCAACGAGGCAGAGCCUUCAGCACUCCCAUUAGCCUGGACAUUUAUGCUUUCCGGAGGCCGUGGGCGGAGGCAAGCCAGGUAUUAUGAAACUCAAUAGUAAUGAAUGCACGAAAAUUAGUAGACAAAAGAAAAACGAUAACAUUUUAGAGAUUACAUAGAACCAAAACAAACUGUAAUUCCGACAGAUAAACAUAGCGAGAAAAGAAACCGAAAUAAAACAGACACUAAGCAAACCUUGCAAAGAACUACCUUUACAGAUCGCAGCGCUUCAAGGGCCACGAACCAUCUGUUCCAGGAAAUGAGCAUUACUCCCACCUGAAAACUGUCCGCUAGGGCUCUCAGCUACUUACGACCGAAAGAGAAACUGGCGGCGCUGGGACUCAGCAAGCGCCGGCAUCUAGCGAAUAGUGCUGGUGUUGCCAAAAAAUACCUGUUUUGGUGUCAUAAGUGGUGCUGCCAGAGAGAAACCGUGGUCUUGGGAAACAGCGUUGCUUCCACGCCUAAACAUCCUGUUCGGAGGAAUGAACCCACUCUGUUUAAAUGUGUUGUGUCAGAAAAAUGUGUUGAGACAUUUUAAUGUUUUAAUCCUCUUAAUGUGUUUAAUCCGCUUACAGUAUUUUAACCCGUUUUAAUGUGUUGUGACAGAAAAAGCGCCAGCUAACGGUGCUAUGAAAUUACUAGUGCGUACAGCGGCUCCGUGCAAUCACCGUUCUGCACAGUAAAACAUGGUUUAGGAAGUUCUUUAGCAGAUACUAGCGGUGCGAGAACCAAGAAAGUGACAGCACAGAGAAUAUAAGGACCUCGCGAAUGGGAAACGUCACACUGGGCGCUAAGAACGGUGCCGUAACGGAGAAAACGCUAGUCGGCUCUACUGGCAAAAGCGCUGAUGCAAAACCAUCAGCUCCGCAUACGAAAGAGAGCCACCAGACACAACCUGGCACCUGACAGCAGGGAGAUUGAGACCGAGCUCGGCUCCCUGGAUCCUGAGAGAAUGAGGAAAUCAGUGGUGCUUCAGGAUAUUGUGAAUUUGGGCUUCUGAAAGCAGAAUUCUGAUUUAACAGUAUAAUGGAAUUCCUGAACGUCAUGAUGCUAAUUUGAACCAACAAGCACCCUUGUGAGAGGAAUCUGCUUUUCCUCAAGUCUGAAGAACACCAGGAGAAUCUUUCUGUAUGGAGUUACCAGGAAUCCUCUGCUAAGGAAAGUGAAAGGGAAGAUGCAAUUUCUCCUGGGAAGGGGGGAUGCUGAUGUAGAAGGUGACAAGUAAUAUGCCAUGAAGGAUUCAGUCACCUGGUUAGAUUUAGAGUUAGAGUUAUGGUUAAGGAAGAAGGAAGGAAAAAAGGCAGAAGAGGAAGAAAGGAAGCAAGAAAAGAUAAAAUUUAUUCUAAGGUCCUGCAUGCCAGUAAAACUACUCAUGUCAGCUGUUCUGCAGGAUCCCAUGAGAAGGCAACCACCUUUCUGCAUUGUGUCUGUGAUGAUGACUACCCUAAGUACCCCAUUUACCUCCAACAGGUGGAUAAAAUUGGUCCCUGUUAAUUCAUCCUACCUGGAAGUGGAACCAACAAGAGCCACUUCCAAAACCUCUCUCAAAAGAUUAAGGAAGAUUUCUUAUUCCAAAAACCCUCUGGAAAUGUCUUCUUCAGACUUGCGGAAAUUGAGUGUCAAAGGCUUUAAGCAACUUACCCAAGGUCACACAGAAGGGUUUUCCCUGAAGACCUGGAAGUUCCUUGGCUGCACAGGCACAGACUACAGCUGUGGAGGAGUAAUACCAGGAGCAGCCCUGAACUAAUGAGCAGCAGAGUCAAGGGAUAAAUUUUCCAGGCUCUUGUUCUCUUCAUGAAAAGUUAUGAGGCACAGUCCAUACUAUUCCUUGGAGAUCCCAAAGCAGGAUAGUAUCACAGCUGCUCA